ACAGCCACAUAUAAAACAACGAACAACCAGAGGUAUCAACAGAAAAGGAGGAUCGAGUCGGAAAUCAGAUGCAUGAACUCGCGAAUACCCACGUUAAAAUUUAAUUUCAAGGUUUAACACUUCCCAAAUCGAAAAUUGUCAAGUCUCGCCGACGUCUGAUCCCCGUACACAGAGAUGGUCAAUCGUUAUAAAGGGUCUCGUUCGGUAGCGGCCAGCGAUGGUGUGAGUGCCAGCUCCAAAGAUUCCGAUCAGGUCUAUUGCGUACUGCUUCACGUAGUCGAGGCGAUCAAUUUCGUGGGCCGCGAUGCCACCGAAAGGGAGCAAAUCGUGAUGAACGCCGCUCUGAACACCGUGGACUUCGAAGUGGAGGGUACCCAGUCGACCGAAAAGAUCAUCUUCAACAGCAACUGCAUCUGGGAGUGCGACAUGGCGGGGAUCAAGCGCAUCAAGACAGAUCAUCGUCCUGUCAAGUUGACCUUCUAUGCCUGCCGUGGAGGCGGGCCGGAUCGGAAGACCGUCGGAAGCCUGCUCCUGCCAAUACGAGGACUUCCAGUGCUCAGCACUAGCGGCAGCCAGAAUUCACCCCAUCUAAAGAUGCUCUGGCACAAGCUCAUCUGUAUCAGCAGCGAGUUCCGUUCCCAGAAGCCGGAGGUCCUGCUCAUGCUGGCCAUCAUCAAGAAGUCCAUUCUGCACACCAAGGACUUUGACCACCUCAUGCAGUUCACCGAAGUGAAAUCGCCUCCUACACCGCCAAUGCAGUCGCCCGGACACUCGAUAACUGCCAGCAUGCUCCAGUCCCAGGCCAACGUAUACGUACAGUCGUUGGUGCAACUGGGCCUGCUGCAGGUGGGCAAUGAUCCGCUGGUCGACUGCGACAUCAUCGAGGUGGUGCUGCAACUGAAGCAACUGAAGAAUGUGUCCCGGCUGGUCAAGUCAGUCAACCAGGGUAGGGACCCCGGCUCGGUGAUCCUGGUGUUCGACUUCGUGGGAAAUGUAACCAACAUCGAGCUGAAGCUAAACGAGUCUGAUUCCUAUAUCCUCAACGAUGUCCUCGGGCUGCGCUUUAAGACAUCCUUGCGCAGCAUGCGGCUCUACUUCCAGCGGAUCUUCUAUCUGCCCAUCAACAUGUACAUGAAUGGAACCGCAAUAGCCAACUAUCGCAUGGACUUUACCAAUCUGCUGCCUCCGGACAACUACUUCUCCGACAAGCAAAAGUACACUUACAACGGCUCCUUUUCGUUUAACCGAUUUGGCAGGACGGACAGUGGUAGGGAACCCAAACCUCCUCUAAUGGAGUACACUUUUAGUGUGGAUGUCAAGACGAUAUUCUCACGCCAGGGUCAGGAGGAACCUGAACCAACGCCUUCGGUUGCGAGCGGGGUUAUCAGAGAGCCAAAGGAUCGUAAAAAUACCGCAGAAACAUCACUGUCACUAAAAACUGCUUCAGUGGAUAGUUUGAAUGUGGGUGCCGAGCUGUCAGCCUCGGAAGGAUCCUACAAAUCUUCGCCACCGGAGGAUAUGCACGACUCCGAUGGACCGGCGGAUCUACCAAAAACUCAGAUUAGGCGGAAAAAGUCCACUCGAUUUAAUAGUAAGGAUGCCAAUCUGGAGAGCGAAGAUGAGCAGUAUCUGGGCCAGAGAUUUUCCGCGUCGGUAGUUCGUGAGGGUUUAAAUUUAAAUGAAAAUGAAGAGGCAACAGUAUUGAAAUCUAAGGAAAAUGAACACCUGUCAGAUGAAUCCAAUGCUGAAUCCACUAGUAUAAAGUUUUCAAAAGUAGUCGAAGAAGAAAUCAAUGAUCAGAGGAGGCCUACAAUGAAAUCAACGGCAGAGGAAUCUCCUCUGCCAAGCAAACCCAAGAUUACUUCCCACGGAUCGAAAGGGUCAAUUAGGGAGUCUUCCCAAUUUAAAAUGAAACCACCAACGAAUCCCAGUCCGAUUGUUGAGGAAAUGGACUCCGAGAAUUUUGAAGAACUGUCUUCCCUAGACUUGUUUGAGCUGGAAGAAAAGAGACAAGCCAAGGAAGCUGAAUUGGAGUCCCUGCGGAGGCAAAUGAAAAAGGCAGGUCAAGCUGAAUCUUUACAAAUGUCAAUGGAUCGUAAAAUAAAAAAAACCAAAAAGGUAGACAUUGAAGUAGAGGGAAGUGAAAGUAAUCUAAAUAUAACCGAUGAGGUCAUACCGAAACCUCUCAGUAAACUCUUCUCCAAGGAUAAAGUGAACAAAACAAAAUUGAAAACGGAACCAAAACCUGAACUCCACAAAGUUCCUUUAACCCAGGAAAAUCUUUCUAAAUUAAGAAACCAUAACAUUUUAGAGGAUAGCUUCGAAAGGAGUGAAGAGAACUUAAGUUAUGGUUAUGACCUUCCUGAAAAACCAAAUUCCGCCAGGGAUAAGUUAAGAAAGAACUCAAAAGCCCCCAGGACUGUGAAAGCAAUAGAUUGCAUGGACACAGAUUUAGAAACUGACAUAAGUGUACUUAAUGUCCGAAGCAAAGGUAAAACAAAAUCUCAAUUAAUGCCUCCUGAGGAAUUGGAAGACUUUGAAGAGACGUCCACAAGUACGCAGGGAACCAGGAGACCCAAAACAUCUAGGGGUGAUCUAAACCUUCGUGCCCGUUGGGUAGAGGUUAAUAAGGCGCAGACGCAUGCUUUGGGUGAAACUGAAAAGUUUCUACAGGAGACUUGCCGUGCCGAGCUCGACGAGGUCCUUUACGAGGAUCAACUGGCGCUCGGCCUGGCAAAGCCUCCUAAAGCAAAAAAGAAACUUGGAAAAGCCAAAGUCAAAAGCAUUGAUUGUGAAAGCUCUUAUGUGGAGGAAAUUACUUAUAGUGAAAGGGAUCUUGUUGAUAAUCCGAACCAUCAGGUGGAGCUUGAGGGCUCCGAGGAUUAUAUCUCUCUGUCGGAAGGCAAUUCAAUAUCAGCGGAAAAUAUUUCUUCAGAAACGGAACACCGGGAUUUACGUGUUACCUUUGCUCAAUCUAAAGUGAUGAAGAAAAAGUUGAGAGUUUCGUCUGGCAAGGAUCACCUUGAGCAGAUGGACUUCAGGACCUCCGAGGAGUAUAUCUCUAUGUCUGAGAGUAACAUAAGAACUGCUGCAAAGAGAGAUCGUGUUGGGACAAGGAUGAGGGCUCUGGUAGAAGAGGAUCAGGAAAACCAGGUGGACUUUAGAACCUCUAUCGAAUGUAUUCCUCAGUCGGAAGGCAGAAGAACCGAUCGUGUUAAUAAAAAGAAGAAAACCACACUUGACGUGGCAUCUACCAGCUCCCAAGAAUUUAUCUCAAUGUCGGAAAGUAAUGUGAACACUGCAGAGAUGAUGAAUCCAUAUAUUGAACAACGGGAUGUACGAAUCAUUGAAAAGAACAAACGUAAGAAGACUUUAAUACAUGAAGACCCUGUCAAUGAUUACGAAACUCUGGAAGAGGAAUCAGUUAAGCCAGUGAAAAAAAAGAUAAUCAGAAAAAAGUCAUCGGUUAUAUUAGACAAUGAAGAUCAUGUGGUCCACGAUUACGAAACUCUGGAAGAGGAAUCAGUUAAGCCAGUGAAAAAAAAGGUAAUUAAGAAAAAGUCAUCGGUUAUAUUGGAAGAUAAAGAUCCAAUGCUCUAUGAUUACGAAACUCUGGAAGAGGAAUCAGUUAAGCCAGUGAAAAAAAAGAUAAUCAGGAAAAAGUCGUCGGUUAUAUUAGAAGAUAAAGAUCCUGUGCUCUAUGAUUACGAAACUCUGGAAGAGGAAUCGGUUAAGCCAGUGAAAAAAAAGAUAAUCAGGAAAAAGUCAUCGGUUAUCUCUGAGAGCAUUGAACAAACGGCAAUCAAUAAUCCUACACUAGAAGUGGUUCAUACCCAGCCUAAGAAAAUAGUUCGGAAAAAGGCAAAAACUGCGUGUGACAUCCAAUUCGUUGAAGAAUGUCCGAGAACUAAAAAAGUAUUAAGUUCUCGAAAAGAGCUCAAGAAUUUAACCACCUCUGAAGAUGAUUUUAGCGUUCAACAGCCUUUAAAAGCAAUCGAUGCAAUAGGUCAGCGGGUCAAGUCGUGGCGAAGGCAACAAAUUUACAUUUUUGAGCAGGAGUUAGCGCGCAAGGAGUUGCACUAUAAAAAACAGUUGGAGGAGAUGGAGCACCAAGAGACCAGAGUACAUCAACUAAACAAGGAGGAGGCGAAUCUGGAUGUAACUUUUAUUAGCAAUAGAACAAAUGUGCCGAGCGUUGACUAUGAGGCAAAGUUUAAAGAGCUGGAGGAGCACAUAGCCCUGUUGAAAACGGAGAUGGAGGCGCAGGUUAGGCUUUUUGAGAAUCGGAGUGGAGAGCUGCGGCAGGAGAAUCUUCAGCUUUACACCGAGAGGACGGAACUUAAGGUCCGCAUCGCGGCCAUGGAGCAGCAGAUUGGAGACCUUAAGGCCCAGGGCUCAGACGAUGGAGAUCUCAAGGAGGUUCUUGGGGAACUAAGGACCCAGAGUUUCCGAUAUAAUAAACUAGCCAGUGAAAAGGAGCUCUACAGGAAGCGGUGGCGAAGAUCCCUCAAGCGAGUGCACGCCCUCAAAUUGGCUAUGUACGAAAGGAAUUUGGAGAGGGUUCACAGCAGCAUUAAAAUCGAGCCCAUUGACCUGCGAAAAGUUCUGACCAAGGACGCCAUGGAAUUCGAGAGGGAGUACGGACAGUUUCGCAAGCAUUGUGUGUCUUCAAAAUAUCCCUUCAGCUCGUUGUCAGGAUCGGGCGACUUUUCACCUCCAAACAAAAAGCCAGUGCCGACCAACGAAUUUUAAAGACACGAUACGGAGAAGAUAUUUUC
Messenger RNA from Drosophila subpulchrella, 4778 nucleotides. It is a transcript of the gene rha, whose product is annotated as nucleoprotein TPR. NCBI's taxonomy places the organism in Eukaryota, Metazoa, Arthropoda, Insecta, Diptera, Drosophilidae. The record is from RefSeq and is a predicted model, not a curated record. Bases 175 to 4752 code for a protein of 1525 amino acids. The transcript has 6 exons.